This is a messenger RNA of Labrus bergylta (ballan wrasse), 1976 nucleotides long. RefSeq names its product peptidase M20 domain containing 1, tandem duplicate 2 (gene pm20d1.2). NCBI's taxonomy places the organism in Eukaryota, Metazoa, Chordata, Actinopteri, Labriformes, Labridae. The record is from RefSeq and is a predicted model, not a curated record. Gene Ontology annotation, biological process: amino acid metabolic process. Gene Ontology annotation, molecular function: hydrolase activity, acting on carbon-nitrogen (but not peptide) bonds, in linear amides; metallocarboxypeptidase activity.
CUCUCACUCCACACUCGACCUCUUCAGUCUGCACACUGUCUCCACUGUCACAGCGAACGAGUUCCGUCACCACAAUAAUCCACAAUGACAGACUCGGGGUCAAAGUUAAAAACAUUUAAGUUUUUAAAGAUUAUUACCAGUAGCCUCCUCCUGACAGUACUGAUCUUGUUUACUUUGGCAUCUAUCAGGACUUUUACACUGGACGUAAAUGUCGGACUUCAACUCGCACAGUGGGAAAAGACGAAUAAUGUGUCGCUCGUCAUAGACCACCACCAGCGAGAGGAGCUUCUCGCUAAUUUUAAAGAGGCCAUCCGGAUCCCCACAGUGUCAUUCUCAGAGACUGAGGGCAACACCACCGCGCUGCGGGAGUUUGACACUCUCCUGCGGAAAGCCUUCCCAACAGUUUUUUCUUCGAGCUUGGUUCAUCAUGAAUUGGUAGCCAACUACAGCCAUCUCUUUUGGGUGCAAGGGUCAAACCCUGACCUGGUGCCAUACCUUCUGCUGGCACACAUCGAUGUUGUACCUGCCUCAGAGUCUGAUGGUUGGGAGGCCCCACCUUUUUCUGCCAAGGAGAUAGAUGGCUUCAUCUAUGGUAGAGGAACCAUAGAUGACAAGAGCCCAGUAAUGGGAAUACUUCAGUCACUGGAGUACUUGCUGAUUAAAGGCUAUGCUCCACGCAGAGGAUUUUACAUUGGUCUUGGUCAUGAUGAAGAGGUCGGUGGUUACAAAGGGGCUGUUAGCAUAGUACGGUUAAUGAAGCAGCGUAAUGUGCAGCUGUCGUUUGUCAUGGAUGAGGGCCUAGCUAUACUCGAUGGGGUCAUCAGUGGACUUGAUGGACCUGCAGCUCUAAUUGGAAUAAGUGAAAAAGGGUCUGCCACUGUAAAGCUUAGCGUGUCUAUGGCCCCUGGUCAUUCCUCAAUGCCUCCCCGGGAGACCAGCAUUGGGAUCUUGGCUGCAGCAGUCAAAAGAUUAGAAGAGAACCCCAUGCCGAGAUUAUUUGGUCAUGGGCCUGAACGUGGUACCUUUGAGCAUCUCGCCCAUAAGUUCAAGCUCCCCAUGAAGUUCAUAAUGUCCAAUUUUUGGCUGUUUUCCCCACUCCUUGGAAGGGUACUUGAAAAAAAAUCUGACACUAAUGCUUUUGUAAGGACAACCACAGCAGUAACAAUUUUUAAAUCAGGAGUUAAGGUGAAUGUCAUCCCUUCCCUCGCUGAAGCUUAUGUUAAUCUUCGAAUCCAUUCAGCACAGACACUACAAGAGGUCCUGGACCUCAUCCAGUCUACAGUGGGGGAUGAGCGAGUGAAGAUGGAGCUUGUUGAUGGGUUUGACCCUCUGCCUGUCAGCUCUUCUGAUGAAAAGUCCUUUGGCUUCCAGAUCAUUAAGAAGACAGUGUUGGAUAUGUUUCCCUCUGUAACAGUUGCUCCAGGUAUCUGUAUCGGGAACACAGACAGUAGACACUUCAAGGACCUGACCAAUGAUAUUUAUCGCUUUGCCCCUAUCUGGUUUAAACCAGGUGAUGCUCAGAGAUUCCAUGGCAUCAAUGAAAGAAUUUCCAAAAAGAACUACGAAGAGCUUGUUGUAUUUUACUUCAAUCUUAUACAAAACUGUGACAUUCAAAAGCUCCCUGAGCCUCACAGCUCAGUCCAUGAACUUUAAAGAAUGGAACAAUGUGGGUAAUUGAUGGCUGAUUUUUCUAAAAGCCUUCAUUAUUGUCAUUUCAAAUAAUUUCAACACCACCUGGCAGCACCUGGCUGUAUGUUGUUGUUUAUUUUUGAUCAGUGUUUUUAAAAAGAUAUUGAAUUCAAGAGCCAGAAAGUGAAAUUAUUUGCUCUGAGUUGUGCUUUGAAAUGAUCCCAAUUAUGGGAAUGAAAUGACUGAAAUCCUUUUUGAAGUUGUGAAUAAGAUUAGCAGCUGACUGCCUGAGAUGAUUUUUGACAGUGAAAUAAUAAUGUUACAAUUUAAUAAACUGACGAAUGAAU